CCUCUUUCUUUCCCUUGGCGCUGAGCUGGAAGUCGGCGCGUUGUUUUCCGGGGAAGGGGGAGGCGGAGAAGGGAGACGUGGAAGAAGAGCCAGGUUUUCUGAGCUGGUUCCCAGCUGUUGAGUUUCGACCCCCCCCAAAAAAAAAACUUCAGCGCGUCACAGAGAAAAGACCUCGCCUCAGGGCCCUCGAUUUAAUUUACUGCUUUUUGUUUCUGCUCUGCAAGUUUUCCCCGCAAGGGAAGACUUUCUGCUUCAGGCUUUGCAGGCAUUCACUGUUGAGGUUCAGCUGUACGUCCAUCUGAACAAACAUGGCAGAAGGUGGAUUUGAUCCCUGUGAAUGCAUUUGCUCACAUGAACAUGCCAUGCGGAGGCUGAUCAAUCUGCUACGACAGUCCCAGUCCUACUGCACAGAUACGGAGUGCCUUCAGGAAUUGCCAGGACCAAACCCAUCUGCUGAUAAUGGUAUCAGUGUUACAAUGAUAAUGGUAGGCUGGCUGGUUUUGGCACUUGUCUUAUAUUUGAUGAGACCUGCCAACCUAAGAAGAUCUAUUACAGUGGAAAAGCCAUCCAACCUGCAUAAUGGACAAGAACCACCAGCUCCACCUGUUGACUAGAGCUUACUCGAAAUACUGGACAACUUGCACGACCAAAAGAACGAAAUUGACCAGAAUACUCGCGAACCCAACAAAAUACUGUUUUGUUCCACAUAUUUAAAAUCUGUUUGCUUUUUUUCAUUAUCUUUCCUAGAAGGCUGCAUUUGAAUAAUGGAUCGUAUGUGACAGUAGGCAUUUUGGUGCGAGUUACUGGACCUAAUGUCCUUGCUCACUGCAAUUAUAUCUGAAAGGAAAUUAAAAUCUCUAUAUUUAUGAUCUGAACUUUUUUUUAAAAAAUUAUUUUCCUACAUACUAUAAAAACCAUAAAAACUGGGCACAGUCCACCAGCAGUGUCUCUGUGAUCUUCGUACACCCUUUUUACUGGGGACUCUUACAUAAGCUUCCAGUAACUUGCAACCAUUUUCUGAUCGUCCAUUUAAUUCUGUUUCAUUGAUGCAUUUUUUAUUCAUUCUGUAUUUGCUGAACAGAAUUAUUCUGGCACAUAAAAGUUCAUCUUCUGUUUAUUAAUAUUACAGUGCAUCCUUCUCUAAUACAAUGCAAAAUCAAAUUAUUGCAAUGUUAGUAAACUGAAGUCUGAAUAAUGUGUGCCACAUUCUAAAGCAGGAAAACUGAUAAAUAAAAACAGGUGUCUUAUCACUUUCUCUGUAAUAGAUAAAAUUCAGUUCAGAGCCACCAUUUCUAGUCAUUUUCUGCAGAUGUGGGGUUACAGUGUAUUUUCACAUUGGCAGAGGGGCAGGAGUAUGGUAUGUAAAAGGGAGUGCGCUUGUGAGAUUCCCUUUUCCCAUAGUGUUUAGAAGUAGCAAGCACCAUCUGUGUGCAAUGGACUAUGCCUAGAACUCCAGAUAAGAACACAUUGAUACAAUUUAUUAAAACAUGGGAAAGAUCACAUAUGGCAGACACAUUCCUUUUUGAAACCAGUGCAAGAAGAUUCACCCUACACACUUACCUGUUGACCUUUAAUGCCAAUGUUUCACAUGAGUAGCUGACUUUCUUAUGGCUCAAUCCUGCUACACUGUCAAAUGCUUUGAAUAAAAUUUAUCAAUUAGUGGUUCAGGGCAGUAUUCUGUAAGCUGUGAGGUUCUAUGACCACUGCUAGAACCAUAAGGCCAUUGUGAGUCUUUAAAGUUAAGUUUAAUCCUAAACUUCCUUAGAGACAGCUGUUAUUAAGAUCAGUGGGGUUUAUUUCUUUUCAUUUCUCAAGAAGUAUUUGCGUGAUUUUGUAACACUUAUGUCUAUGUAAUAACAGCAUUCAAUUAUUUAUUUUUUGGUUUCUAACAUCUUCACUUUUUUAUUUUUGGGUUGCACCUUUAGAGCAAAAGUCCAGCUGCAAUGUUUCUGGAUGGCAACCAGCAGCUGGUAAUAUACAGUUGUAAUGAUCCACAAAAAAUAGAAAAUGCAAUUUGCAUAUAUUAUAAAUUAUUAUAGUGGCUGAUUGCAUUAUAAAAUCAUGUUCUCACCUUGACUAUAUUCACAGGUUUUCCUUCUAACAUAUGAAAUAUGUUAGGGUCACUUAUAAGAUGAUGGAUUACAUAAAAGGAAUGAGUUACAGAGAGGAAAUGUUUCACAUUUUAGAUUUUCAUGCCAAUAAAAUAAUGAAUGGUAUUUCCAGCAACUAUAGAGUAAGGCAGUGGCACUGCAUAUUACAGAAAAUGAAGAGGUAGAUUGAGGUGACAAAUUCUGAGCUAUACCAUUUGUGAUUGCAGGAUGUAGUGGGUAUUACAUUUCUGAAUGUGCUUCCAUGUAAAAUGUCUCCUGCUAAUAAAUUAGCACAUCAGAGUUGACUGUGCUAAUUUAUCACAUAAACUGCAGUCCUUGCUUUGCUUGUAGAGAAUCCAGUAUAUGAUCCUUCCUUUUUUAAUCUCCAGUGGCAUAAUCCAGAACUCUGCAACAUAAUGGACUUUAAGAAUGGAAAUAACUCGUAUCCCCCCCCCCAAAAAAAACUGAGUUUCUUCCCAAGAGGACUGUAGCAAACUAUCAAAAUUAUACCCUGUCUCCCCGAAAAUAAGACAGGGUCUUAUAUUAAUUUUUGCUCCCCCCCCAAAAAAAAACCCCGCAUUAUGGCUUAUUUUCAGGGGAUGUUAAUCUCAGAAUAAAAAUCUUAAACAAGAAUAUUCUCAGCAUGUUUUGGGAGAUGCCGUGACAGUUAAACUAGUUCCAAUGAGUUGGGUGCAAAGCUAAGUGGUCUACUACAGGUCAAGAGGCUAUGUGGUAGACUGUGGGGUUGAUAGGACACCCUCCCCCCAUCAGAUACAAAUUACACUGGUGGGAAUUCUGCUAGGGAAGGUAGGUCUGUCUAAUGGGGGAGGUUUCAUGCAGCCCUGUCCUACCAUAGCCUGCUGCAUUUAGGAGGUUCCACCAGUUCUCAGUAGAGCAUUCUCAGGGGGCAUAGGGAGGAAAAGGCACAGAAGUCAGAUUUAACCAGCCCUGUUACACAGACAAUGCUUUAUUCUUGAUCCAGUUCAUUAUGAUUCACAUAUAUACCACAAAAUAAAUAUAUUCUAACAAGGUUCUCAAACUAUCUGUGAACUUUUCACUUCUGAGUGUAUGGUAGAGGAAAGUGUAACAAAUUCGCACAACUCCUUCACAGUUCAAUUAAGACAGCUUAAAUCAAUAUAUUUACAUUCAUUUUUCCCCAGAGCUGCCAUAUAGAUCCAUCCAGUCCUAACAUUUGCCCACAGUACGCACUAGGACAGUGUUCUUCACAUUUUUUAGCUCAACAAAACACGUUCCACGUUGAUUCAACUGCUGUGGAACUGCAUUCAGAGUUUGGAUAAGGGAUUUUGGGAGAUGUACUCCCCCCAAAAAGUAAUUUUUCUAACCUCUUGACUGUUAGGAUUUUGAGAAGGGAUCGAAGGUGUAUAUAUGAUUUGUGUAGGAUGCUGUUUGAAUCUGCUGAGUGUCAUUGUUGCUCUGUAUGCACUAGCCUUUUAGAGCACAUUCUCCGUAAAGUGUGAGGGAAGAUUAAUAGUAAUAAUAGAUAAAUACAAUGGAAUGUGGGCAGACUUUCAAGUAAGUUUAUUCUUCAUCAUUGGUCUUACGAACUCAAACAUGCUUCCAAGGAAUCCCAACUUGCCAAAUAGUUGAAAAACCUACUAUUUUUAAUAUAUAAAUGAAGGAGACAACAGGUCUGAUCAAGAUAAAGAAUGUCUACUAAUAUCUAGUGUAUGUUUUGAGGUCGGUAAAUUAUCCAAUAAGAUGACCACAUUCCAUUUUCCUCUUGCUCCACUUAAUAUGUACAUGAAGGGCUCUGUAUAUAGUUGGGAGACACUGCACAAUGAACCCUGUAUUACAAUAAAUUUUGUUUAGUGUUAAACUUCUUUAGGUUUAAAAGUUCUGAGCUCAGCCAGUAAGAUGCAGAAGUUAGAGCUACUUGACAAUAGAAAAAAGCCAGUUUACAAUUUAUACAUUUGCUUGUAACAUUUAGAAUUAUGUUUUCUGCUUUAAAUGAACAAACCAGACACGAUGUGAAAGGUCUAUGGUCAGGACUUCUUCCACUUUUUAAAAAAAGUUAUAAUAACUUGUGAGGAUGGCAUUAGAUUAGAGCUACAAUGUGGUGAGUGUCUUUCUACAGUAGUUGUUGCUUGGAAUGUAUCAAAGUAGUCACUAUGCUACUUUGUUUCCCAAAAGUAGCUGUAUUUUGAAAGCAAAUGUAUCUGUUUAAAGUAAUGCUAUAAUAAGCCAUGGCCUGUGAUACUAAACACAUCUGUGCAGUUAAACUGUAUUCCUGUAACUAUAAAAGUAAGUUACACUCAAUGUAACUACAACAGUUACCAAACCGUUACCACAAAAGGAGGAAAGGUAUCUAUUUCCUUAGUAUAAUUUAGCCCAUUUAUGCCUCAAUUAUUGCUAAAAAGGAACUAAUUACAAGCAGUGUCUUAUUUUUAACAAGUACCUUCCAAGUUCUGCUGUAACCUGAUACUGCCUGUUCCUUUUUCUUAAAUUAAACCACUUCCCUCCUGCUAAGUAGUUUUGAGGGAGAUUUUAAUUUAUGGAAAAUCCUAUGGUGAAAGAGGAUUGCAAAAUUUUUCCAGCCCUAAUCAGAUCGUACCUAACUGCUUCUGUUAACUGUCCAGAAAACAUGGGAAUUCCUGAUUAAUUUUCUCUAUCACAUUUCCAUAUAUGUCAUAUAUGUCUAGGUGCCAAAAUGAAACUUUGCAUCUGUUUAUAAAGUAUUAGUAUAUCACUUUGCCUUAUUUUAGAAGGAUAAUUUUCUGGGGCAAAAAAGAUGCGUAAUAUGAUGUGUAAAUUGGUGGUUUAAAUCAUCCGAAUCAUGCCAAACAAAAAUCAUAUUUGUGCCAUUUAGGAUUUCCUGUUAAUAUUUUGCUAAGAUUUGGUAGGGGAUAAAGGGCUUGUACUAUGCACUUUUUAUUGAUCUAAAUAAAAAGUAACCGUUAGUAA
Pogona vitticeps (central bearded dragon) is the source of this 5012-nucleotide messenger RNA. It is a transcript of the gene SMIM14, whose product is annotated as small integral membrane protein 14. The record is from RefSeq and is a predicted model, not a curated record. Lineage: Eukaryota; Metazoa; Chordata; Lepidosauria; Squamata; Agamidae. Gene Ontology annotation, cellular component: endoplasmic reticulum.